AUGCUCUUCGCCACCUUCCUCCUGACAGGCCUCGCCUCUGCCGUUCUUGCCAUUACUCCCCGUCAGGUCACGACUGAGUUUGCUCCGUGGAAUAUCACCAAUGUCUCGGGCGGCAGCCCUUCCGGCCGCCCUGGCAGCAGUCCCAACGAAACCCUGUCCAUAAGCAUCCGAGAACCUAACGUAAUCCGCCUACAACGGGUUCCUAGGGGCUAUGCCGCCUUCCUACCUUGGGAAACGACCUGCUCGUGGGCCUGGGACCGAGCAGGUACAGCCAACUUCCCUAUUGGCAUUGAAACGCUGUGCAGUCCUGUCGACGACACGCUGGGCAACUUUACCAUGACUCUGUCUCAGGGCGAAAGCAGCAGUGACUUCACGGUCAAGAUCAAGGAGACGAAGGAAGUGACUGUAUUUGGAACACGCUACGUUCGGGUCUUUGAGGCUGAGAAGGCGUUGAAGGAUGAGCUGUUCAAGACUUGUGGUGGCAGUGGAGUUUGCGGGAUUCAGUUGGCGGAUGGACCGGUGGAAGUGCAGCAGGAGUUGACGACAAGUAUUGGGACCUGUGAGGAGGCUAGUAUUGGUGGGUGCUGA
Molecule: messenger RNA, 588 nt
Organism: Ascochyta rabiei
Lineage: Eukaryota; Fungi; Ascomycota; Dothideomycetes; Pleosporales; Didymellaceae
Exons: 1
Coding region: 1-588 (195 amino acids)
Source: RefSeq, a predicted model, not a curated record